Habropoda laboriosa is the source of this 910-nucleotide messenger RNA. RefSeq names its product pyridoxal kinase (gene Pdxk). The coding region runs from base 17 to 910 and encodes 297 amino acids. Gene Ontology annotation, cellular component: cytosol. The transcript has 7 exons. The record is from RefSeq and is a predicted model, not a curated record. Gene Ontology annotation, molecular function: pyridoxal kinase activity. Gene Ontology annotation, biological process: pyridoxal 5'-phosphate salvage. Lineage: Eukaryota; Metazoa; Arthropoda; Insecta; Hymenoptera; Apidae.
GUAUCCCCUAAUCAACAUGGUCUCGAAAAAACCACCACGAAUUCUGUCAAUACAAAGUCACGUAGUGUCGGGGUACGUUGGCAAUAAAAGUGCAACAUUCCCCUUACAGCUGUUAGGAUUUGAAAUAGAUGCAAUUAAUUCUGUUCAACUUUCCAAUCAUACAGGAUAUAAGGUCUUCAAAGGUCAGGUAUUAAAUGAUAAAGAUUUAGAGGAUUUAAUAGAUGGUUUGAUAUGUAAUGACUUGCAUGAUUAUACUCAUUUGUUGACUGGAUAUGUUGGUUCUGUCUCAUUUCUGAAAAAGAUAGCAGAGGUGGUCUGCUUACUAAAAAGCAAAAAUCCUAAUCUCAUAUAUGUAUGUGAUCCUGUUAUGGGAGAUAAUGGACAAAUGUACGUACCUGAAGAACUAAAGGAAAUUUAUAGAAAUGAAAUAGUACCAUUGGCAGAUAUUGUAGUACCAAAUCAAUUUGAAUUGGAAUUAUUAAGUAAUAUCAAGGUCAAUACAAUGUCUGAAUUAAAAAAUGCUAUAAAAGAAUUGCAUAAUAUUGGUCCUGGAACAGUAGCAAUCUCAUCAACAGAUAUUGAUGAUAAAUUAACAGCAGUAUUUAGUACAACCAAAGAUAAUAAACUGAUAAAGAUCGACAUUCCAAAAAUACCAACUAAUUUCACAGGUUCUGGUGAUCUUUUUGCUGCCCUAUUUUUAGCUCACACAUAUUUGGAAGAUAAUAUGGAAGCUGCCAUUGAGAAAACUGUGAAUACUUUACAUAGUGUUCUACUCAAAACAUAUGAAUACUCCCAAGCAUGCCAAAACAAGGACUCUCAAUUUGCAAGAAGAAUCGAAUUAUGUUUAAUACAAAGCAAACGUUUCAUUGAAAAUCCAGAAAUUCGUUUAUUUGCUCAGUCUUUCUCGUGA